AUGGUCCCCCCGGAGCCCCCGCCCCGGCCCCGGGCUCAGCCCCAGCCCGCCUGGGGGGUCCGCCGCCGCCGCCGCUCCGCGCAGCAGGGCCGCCCCCCCGGCCCCAUGCAGCGGUUCCCCCCGCCCGAGGGGAGGGGGCGGCGGGCCCGGGGCGCUGCCGCUGCUUCGGUCGCUGCCCCGAUCCCCGCCCAGGCCCGGGUCGCCGCGCCCGCCCGCUGCCCCCGCCGCUCCGAGCCCGCGCCCUCUCCCCGGCCCGGCCUCCCCAGGAGGAUCCUCUGGAUCAUAAGACUGUCCGGCCCCGGGGGAGACGGCAACUUUGGGGAGGGCAGCGGAGGGGAGGGGCCAGACGGCUCUCCCCGCCCCGCGCCCGCCCGGGCCCCCUCCCGGCUCGGCUCAGGAGGAGGGCGGGCCCAGGCGCCUCCCCCGUGCGCCGGCCGCCCUCCCCGCGCCCCCGCGCGCCCGCCCGCCGGCUCUGCGCCCCGCGCCCCGCGCCCCGCCCGCGGCCACCACUCGGCCCUGCCCGCUCACGCUAGCUUGACUCCCCGCGAGGGUAGGGGACGGGGCGAAGAGGAGGAGCCAAGGAGGAGGGAGGAGGAGGAAGAUGAGGCUGGGGGAGGGGGCCGGGAGAGAAGCACUAGGGAUGAGCCGAGGGCUCCUCGCGCAAGUGCCCGCAGCGCCCGGAAGCGUCCAAAGGCCCCGAUGCCGUGA
Diceros bicornis minor is the source of this 708-nucleotide messenger RNA. Its product is annotated as basic salivary proline-rich protein 2-like. The record is from RefSeq and is a predicted model, not a curated record. NCBI's taxonomy places the organism in Eukaryota, Metazoa, Chordata, Mammalia, Perissodactyla, Rhinocerotidae. The coding region runs from base 1 to 708 and encodes 235 amino acids. The transcript has a single exon.